CAGGAUACUAAAUUGUCCCGGAAUUAUUUCCCAAAAGAUUCAAAUCUGAACAGAAUCACUAUCCGCGAUCAAUUAAAUAGUAUCUGUCGCAAAACUGCGCUUCAAUAAUGCCGGCUUAUCAUUCCCAAAUCAAGGAUUACAGCCAAUCGGUGGGAAACAUGGCAAUCCUUCCACUGCGUACCCAAGCGCGUGGACCAGCGCCAACCAACGCCAGCAUUGAGCAGGACAUCAUCGACGAAUCGUUGUACUAUUUCAAGGCGAACGUUUUCUUCCGAACGUAUGAAGUCAAGUCCGAGGUCGAUCGGGUGCUAAUCUACAUUACGUUGUACAUAACCGAAUGUCUGAAACGCCUGCAGCGGUGCUCCAACAAGAACCAAGGUCUACAGGAAAUGUACACUUUGGCCAUUUCAAAGUUCGAUAUUCCCGGCGAGGCCGGAUUUCCCUUGAAUGCAGUGUACGCUAAGCCAUCCUCGUCCACGGAGGCUGACUUGAUGAAACAGUAUUUGCAGCAGCUUCGCCAGGAAAUUGGCAUCCGCGUGUGCGAACGGGUAUUCUCCGGAGAAGACGGGAAGCCAAGCAAGUGGUGGCUGUGCUUUGCCAAGAAGAAGUUCAUGGAUAAGUCGCUCUCGGGGCCGGGACAGUAAGGAGUAACGGGUCGUGUCAGCAACGUGGCGAUAACCCGCAACGCAACUUGCUACUGCAAGGUAAUGAACACAUUUUAAUUAUAAUUGUAUUGUUCAAUAAUCAAGAAUAUUAUUUCCCCAACA
This is a messenger RNA of Ochlerotatus camptorhynchus, 767 nucleotides long. RefSeq names its product actin-related protein 2/3 complex subunit 3-like. Gene Ontology annotation, molecular function: actin filament binding. Gene Ontology annotation, biological process: regulation of actin filament polymerization; Arp2/3 complex-mediated actin nucleation. Bases 108 to 644 code for a protein of 178 amino acids. Gene Ontology annotation, cellular component: Arp2/3 protein complex; cytoskeleton. NCBI's taxonomy places the organism in Eukaryota, Metazoa, Arthropoda, Insecta, Diptera, Culicidae. The transcript has 2 exons. The record is from RefSeq and is a predicted model, not a curated record.